This is a messenger RNA of Paramecium sonneborni, 706 nucleotides long. The record is from the annotation of a GenBank genome assembly. Lineage: Eukaryota; Ciliophora; Oligohymenophorea; Peniculida; Parameciidae.
AUGUAACUAAUUUUUCAAGCUAAAAUUUAUGCUCUUGAAAUAAUAAAUACUCAAAAUUAUAAAAAAGGUGGAACUGGAGCUUUGAGCAAACCAAAUUUCCAAUUGGAUUUUUUUUUAAUUCUCUUUUAAAAUUUUAUUUUUUCUUCUCCUAAUCCUUAAGAAUACACAGUAAUUCAUUUCGAUAUGAAAAAUAAAAGUCUUUCUUAAGAUUUGUAGGUCUAGAAUUUUGAUACACAAUAUUUCAACCGAAGGAUCUAUGUUAAGAAUAUUUUUUCUAACUUUGCAGAUUAAACUCGGAUCAAUUUAAUAAUAGCACACUCAAUUCAAAUAAUAGAAGAGCAUCUUCUUAAUAUCAAUAAUUACUUUCAAUUAUUUAUUUCCUGCAUCAAACAAUAGUUAGUUCUAUUGAAGAAUUCUAUUCAUGUCAAAUUUAUGAGAUAUUUAUAAAGCUUUCUGAACGCUAUUUACUUGUAAAUAAAAUCCAAAAAUAAAAUAAAUUAAUAAUCUUGCCGCUUAAAUAAAAUUAUGCAAAAAAUUUUACCUUAGAGCAAAACAAGUAAAGAUAAUUUUCAAAGUAGAUAAUGCUAUUUAAGUAGAAAAGUAAUUUUAUGCAUUAAAGAGGACAAAAAAAGAAGAGAACGUGGAAUAAUUGAUGGAGAAUCGGUUGAUGAGAAUAUUUCAAAAAUAUUGGAUGGGUAAUCGUUGA